AUGGGUUCACAGACUGAAGCCUUAGCAGGUGCCGGUUGUCCGCCUGCUGGUCAUAUUACUAAAUUUGUAAGCACAAACACGGUGAUGAGUCCAUCUACUGAUGUCUUGAACGAUCCCAGUGGAGAUGGGUGCCCUAUUGGAUUAUUGUCUCGUUUUCCCACUGACUCUUUAGUUGAAGCUCUGGCCAACUCCAAGAAACAAGAUGUCAAUAUAGACUCACAAAUUGAACCUACACAAAAGAAAUCAGCGGCCAAAGCAAGAAUCAGUAAAGCUGAUCUUGAGAUAAUCAGUUCUUGUGAUGCUUUUAAUGAUGAAUCUCUUGAAAAAUCAUCCAGAAGGGUUCAUUCUGCAGAUUUAUCAUCAAGUGAAUGCCAUUCUCGGGGCGGUUCGGAUUCAGAAGAUAUGCGGAGACCAUUUGCUAGCAUUGCCAGAGAGAAAAAGAAACAAAAAAAGAGGAAGAAAAAUGAAGAUUCUGAUUCCGUAAAGUCAAAUAGUUCCUCAAGUGAAAUUAAUGAUAAAAUAAGCACCAGUUUUAGGUCAGUAACAGAACCUUCUUUAUCCACUGUGUAUCCUUCUAACAGUAACAGUCCUUUGUCACUAACAGAUUAUAUUUGCGAUACAAAAAUGCCGGAACAAAAUGCUGUACAGGAAUCACUGUUGUACAAGGAUGUCAUUAAAAAAUGUGCUGCGGGGUUAAAAAACAAAGACAUUGACUCUCAGAGUUGGAUUUUAGAAAAUGGGUAUGUGGGUAGCAACAGUUUUGAUAAACAUUCAGAAAUGAUCGCAGAAGAAAUCUCAAAUACUUUAUUUUUCUCAGCUAAGGAAAACCAAAAUCGAAGACAUAAACCAAUGCAGCAGCUUCCAAAAAUAAAAUCUCUUCAUUUUAAUAUUGUAAAACAUAAAAAUAAAAUAACAAAUACAUUCCCGCCAUGUUUUGUAGUUGUUAAAAAGCUUCAGAUGCAUAAAUUCCUGAAAUACUCCAAUUGUGCAGAUAGUAUUUUACCACUGUCGGCCAGGUUAAAGCACCUUUCAGAGUUGUGUGACCAAGGACUUGUUAAAUGUAAAAAGAAAAAGCAAGACGCCGGAGGUGAGCUAAUUUACAGAAAUAUUUUUGAAGAGACAGUUUUACCUGAAACAACUGAAGAUGAGGUGGAUAGUUCAAGAAAAAGAAAUCUUAGAAAGAGAGAUAAACACAUCAGCUAUGUUGAACCCUCCGAAGAUGACAUAUUAGAUGAGUUUUCUAGGAAGCGCCGCUCAAAACACAAAGAUGUUGCUGUUAGAUCUGAAGAUGAAAGCACAGCUGAAAACAAGAAAAAAAAGAAGCACACUUCUUUGUCUGAAUCAAAAACAGAUUAUUCAAAUACUGCUACUUCAAAGGCUGUUGCUUCAAAAGCUGUAACUGUAUUGCUUGUGGCUCCCCCACAGGGAAGCAGUGACAGAAACAAGGUUUUGGAAGACACAGGAAUUGGUGGUGAAAUUAGUAAGAUAAAAACAAAACCUAAUGAGAAAGAUAAAGAAGUGAACAGAGAAAUUAUAGUCUAUCCGCCUGUAAGCUCGGGCUCCAAAAAUUAUUAUUAUGCCAGAGCAGGUACAACUACUCCUAAAACUGGAAACAGCACUUUGCAAAUGAAACAGAAACCUACUGGUGCAAUGCAGAUUUCACCACCAUCAACCAAUAUCACAGUUUUACCAACCACAACCAUAUCAGGAGCUUUCGUGCAUCAUCCGAAUCCAGUGAGUAUUUUUCCAUCGCUAUCUCUUGGCAUCCCUGGGAGCUUCCCAACGCAAACCAUCAUGCCAGGAACACCACUUUCUUCCCAGAUAUCUACCGCAGGUGGAAUUAAAAAGCAGCCUCAAUAUUGUGUUGUUAAAAUGGAUGGCAAAGAUGUACUUCUACAGAUCGUCUCUUCAGGUGGAAUUGGAACAGCUGUUCCUGUAGUAAUGCCUAAAGGGAAGGCUUUGUUAACAUCAUCCAUCCCAUCAGUCCCAUUGGUUGCUGGAUCCCAUUUUAUAGGGCAGCCUCCGGUUUCACUUUCCAGCUCUACACAGUCAAUGUCAGUACCUCUGACAUCAGUUGUCACAGUAUCUCAGGGCAGUGUAGCAUCAGCUGCUUCUCUGCAGCCAAUGAUGGGCAUACAAGUUUUAAGCAGGCCGAUAACUACAAGUUCUCAUAACCUGUCUGGGUCAGCAUUACCUGUGAUACAACCUGCUCAACUGACAAGCAUGACCAACACUACUAGUGUCAGGCCAGUAAACCUCUCCUCAGUUCAGCAGAUCCCUCAGAGUUCAACUGCAUUUAAUUCUGGUGUAUCUGUCGCUUCAUUUGCAUCAGCUAGAACUAUGUCAGCAUUGCCUGCUGCUGUCACUCCCAUGGCUGCACCUAACACAACCACAGUGGUUCGAACUGUACGUGUGCCUGGCCCUAAUUUGAGAGCAGUGGCUCCAAACCAGUCAACAUCUCUUCACUCAUUCAGAAUAUUUGUGCCUGGAUGUUCGGCAACAGGGAUGCCUAGCCGCUUUGCUACACUUGGGACCAUCGCUAACACCAAUCCACUUACUCACUUGGCAGCCAGCAGUUUAUUGUUGCCUCAGCGCAAACACAGCUCUGACCUGGAAAUGACCCCUGAACAGCGAACAGCGAAGCGAAGAAAGCUAGAGAAAAAGUACCCUUUACCUCCUGGUGUAGUUAUUAAAACAGAACCACUAGAUGCAGCACCCAAACCGUCCCCCGUGAUAACAUCUGUCAGUGGGCCGAGGUCGUUACUGUCACAGAAUGUACAUUUACUAUCUUCUGCUAGACCCGGCACAAAUUUUCAGAGCAUUCGGAUAAUCAGUCCCUCUUUAGCAAAUUCUUUAGCUGCAAGGAACUUACGAGGCAACUCAAAUAUUAUAUACAGAGCUGCUUCAAUAGGGGGUGGACAAACAAUUCUGCUUCCGACAUCACUGGGACAGAUUUCUACAAGGACAACCACAACAGUCACAUCUGUUUCUGUAACUUCCUCAUCAUCGUUAGCUACUUCAUUUUCAGAGCCUACAUUGGUCAGUGCUAGGAAAGCAAGUGACAACACUAACACAAAUGCAGCUAUUGCUAGUGAUUCCUCCGUUUCAUUUUCAUCAUUCAGGCCCAUUUGUGAAAAUAAUGUGCCGUCCCCAGUGCUACAGUCUGCUGUAUUUGCUUCUGUUUCUAGCAGUGCUGCAGGACUGAGUGAUACUGAUACCACAUUCUCAUCAUCUGUAAUUGUUACCUCAAGUAUACCAUUAGAAGCAGCUAAUGGUAUAAACACAGCCUCUAUCUCUACACCCACUUCAGGAGCAAAGUCUCUACACACUUCAGGUACAUCAGUUGUUGCAGAAAAUAGAUCACUUGGAAGCAGCCCAUUAUUGGCUUCUGCUAAAAGACCCUGUGAGGGAAGCUCAUUGGAAAACGUGAGAAAUGCUCUCGAGGAACUGAAAAAGUUCAUUCAGGUGCAGGAAGUUUGUGGUCUCAAGGGUGAUCGACUGGAGAAAUUAAAAGAGUUACUCCAGAAGAAAGAAGAACAGUAUAAGGACAUGUUGCAGUUGGCUGAUGGGGGUAUAUCAUUGCUUUCAGCACCAAAAACUAAUGGCAACAUUGGGGCUGCGGACGACACUAAUAUUGCUCUGAAUGAUAAAGGUGGCUCAGAGACAGAUCCCUUUGUUAUAGAUUAA
Messenger RNA from Candidula unifasciata, 3687 nucleotides. The record is from the annotation of a GenBank genome assembly. NCBI's taxonomy places the organism in Eukaryota, Metazoa, Mollusca, Gastropoda, Stylommatophora, Geomitridae.